GUUUUCCCGGCAGCACCCCGGGCAAAGAGGUAACAGAGCUGUUCUUCAGCACCGCGGAGUGAUCAGUGCAGGGGAGCUGUCCAUUUCAGCACCACCACGUUAAUGCAGUAGGUGGAGAGCGGAAUUCACAAGGAAAGCGAGGCGAGAGACACCGACGGGCAGCGUAUCCUGCAGCAAGGCUUUCUGGUUUCCUUAUCUUCAGAAGCUUUGCAGAGAGGGGGCAGGAAGGGGAAAUCCAUCUCGAAAACCCAUCUGGCAGAAAUUCCCCCCCUCCCCUGCCCAACUGUUAGCUACUACCACUCCAGAAGCUCACCACCUCAAAAGAGAGAGAGAGAGAGAGAGAGAGAGUAACAACUACUUCUCUACCACUGCCUUGGAGGAAGAGCCAUGGAAGGCAAAUGCUCAGCACCUGUUCAGUUGAAAGCAAGGGCUUACAAGAAACUGGCAAGUCUGGCUUGGUGGUAAAAGGAAAAAAAAGGAGAAGAAAAACAGGGUCAGAGAAGAAAAGAAUUGAAAUCAAAACCAGCAAACAGACAAAGUAAGGGGAAAAUCCAAGGAAUAUACACUGGAAAGAAAAGGAUUGUUCAUGGCGCAGGCUGCAGAGCUAAGCAAGAAGACUGAAGGUUGCAUCUCUACUCUUACAGUCUCUAACUGUCUAGGUCCAGAUAAUGAGAGAGUGUGUUGAGAAUGCUGUUUCGGUUGCCGCUGCUGCUGCUGCUGCUGCUGCUCCCCUGUUCACUGUGGAAGCCAUCUCCAAAUUAGCCAUCACAUAUGGAAACUGGAGACCAGAAUUUUAGAAAAAGGGAUUAAGGCAUCUCAUUUUGGGGGGAGGGUUACCUAUUUUCUUUCUUAUUUUCUUUAUAAUAUUAUAUAAAAUAUUAACAACUGGAACGUUUUUUUUUUCCUUUUGAAAAUCAAGCCUCUUCUGUGUGAUUUUUUUUUCAUUUACACUGAUUCAGUGGGCUUUCUUACCUCUUUUUUUAUAUAUAGAUUCUCUCUAUUGAUCUCAAAUAGUUAUUAAGAUUAUCAUUUCUUUUACUAACAUUAUACACACACACACACACACACACACACAAACAGCCCAAGAAUCAGAAAGCAGUUGGGUAUUUGUAUAAUGAAGAAUUAUGGGGCUCUUUGACAGAGGUGUUCAGAUGCUUUUAACCACCGUUGGUGCUUUCGCUGCCUUCAGCCUCAUGACCAUAGCUGUGGGAACCGAUUACUGGCUUUACUCCAGAGGGGUUUGCAAGAUGAAAGGAACCGGAGAUAAUGAAACCAGCAAAAAGAAUGAAGAAGUCAUGACCCAUUCUGGAUUAUGGAGAACCUGCUGCUUGGAAGGGAAUUUUAAAGGUCUGUGUAAGCAAAUCGAUCACUUCCUCGAGGACACAGAGUAUGAAGCUGACACAGCAGAAUAUUUCCUCCGGGCUGUAAGAGCCUCUAGUAUUUUUCCGAUCCUGAGUGUGAUUCUGCUUUUUAUGGGUGGACUCUGCAUUGCAGCCAGCGAGUUCUACAAAACCCGACAUAACAUCAUCCUUAGUGCCGGCAUUUUCUUCGUGUCUGCAGGUCUGAGUAAUAUAAUUGGCAUCAUUGUGUACAUAUCAGCCAAUGCUGGAGACCCCUCAAAAAGUGACUCCAAGAAGAACAGUUACUCUUACGGAUGGUCCUUCUACUUUGGGGCCUUGUCCUUCAUUAUAGCUGAGAUGGUUGGAGUGCUGGCUGUACACAUGUUCAUUGACCGGCACAAACAGCUGCGUGCCAGCACUCACACCACGGACUACCUCCAGUCCUCUGCCAUCACCCGCAUACCCAGCUACCGCUACCGCUAUCAGAGACGCAGUCGCUCCAGUUCCCGUUCCACUGAGCCUUCACACUCCAGGGAUGCCUCUCCUGUUGGGAUCAAAGGGUUCAACACCCUCCCAUCCACGGAAAUCUCGAUGUAUACCCUGACCAGGGACCCCCUGAAGGCUGCUACUACCCCCACAGCCACCUACAAUUCAGACAGGGAUAACAGCUUCCUCCAGGUACACAACUGUAUCCAGAAAGAAAACAAAGACUCUAUCCACACUAACACAGCCAACCGCCGGACCACUCCUGUAUGAAGCUAUCACGAGGGGCUGAAACUGGGGGACAGGGAAGGUGGGAGAAGGACUUGGGUGCAGGAGGGAGGAACAGUGGGGAGGGCCUGUAGGGGCAAGAAGAAAGCAACCAUAGGAACCUUCCAAAAGCAAAAAAAAAAAAAACAACAAACAAACUUAAGUGAAACAUCCAAAAAGAAAGAAAAAAAAAGUUUUAAAAAAAGGAAAAAAAAUAAAAAAUAAAAAAAUCAAGAGAAAGAAAUUUAAAAAUAUAAAAAAUAGAAAAUAAAUUUAAAAGAAAAUGCAUGAUUUCCCAUGUACCAUUAUUUUAACAUUUAAUAAAAGCAGAUUUAAAAAAAGGAACCAAGAAAUAAAAUAAUAAUAAUAAUAAUUUUAAAAAACAAGUGGGGAAAAGAGGAGGCAGCUCUUUGGAUUGGAGGGAGGGGAGGGGGGGAAGAACUACUCUUUAAUUUCUUAGUUUGUUUUUAUUUUCAUUUUUAGCCCAUUGUGAAUUUGCAAGUCCCUGGCAAUCUCCAGCCAGAAACAAAAUGCAGUGACUUUGGUGUCUACCCUAUUUGUACGUGCAUUGGGGCCUACCUAAUUUUUUUGAACCCGCCACCCCAGGAAUGACUGGGGAUUCAAUGUGUCCUUGUUGCUCCAUAGAGCUUAACAGUCACCUUCUUUGUCCUUGGGGAUUUGCAAGGUUAGUGCCAGUGUGCUAAUCUCCAAGUCUCAGGAAGUUAAAGCUAAGCAGCUCAGCCUCAUUAGCCUACGACUAUUCUGGGGUUAACCAGGACAUUGCAACAAAGAAAAAAAGCUUAAUAUAAAGUGGCAUUUUUUUUUAAAUAAAACAGCUAUAAAUAAAUGUAAAUAUAAUGAGGGGAUUUACUUGCCAGAAAGUGAAAUAGUAUUUUUAUUUUCAUCUUUUUCCAACUUGAAAACUAUGAAAACUAAAAUCUUAGAAGAAAAUCAACAGCACUUUUUUUUUUAAAGAUACCCAGUAUUUGACCUGUUGUUUGACAUUAAUAGCAUUCCCUCCCUCCCCACUUCCCUUGCCAGUCAUGAGAAUUAUGGACUAAGAAAACAAUCUCCCCAUGGAGAGAAUGAGGCCACUAUCAUUUGGUUUGGAAAAAUUGAUAAAAAUAUCUAGAGGUUGUUCUCCCCCUGUAGCAGGGAUAUCCAUGGGGCAUGGUAAAAAAAAAAAAAUGUCAGGAUGAUGGCUGCAACGGUGUGAUCAAAGCACCACCCUUUUUUAAAAUGUGCGUUGUAUAUAAAAGCAGGCAGAACUCUGCUAUUUUGACUUUUUUUGACCAAACUCUGUGGAUACCCCUGCCUUGCGGUCAUUUGCAGGCUUUAGAAAGAUGCUAGGCGAAGUAGCUACUAUUUGCUCACUGACCUCAGCUUCAUUUACAUCAGUAGCUUUUCUGCUUUGUGGAUCAAUCCUGCCAAAACCAUUGGACUUCCUCUCAUGUACACUGAACAGGCUGUCAUUGGCUGAAAUUCAGUUCUGGUGCCAAAUCCAUAACACUAAAAGAAAUAUGCCCUGGUUUCCCUCUGUUGCUAGUGCUAGCCAGUCCCUGGCUGUACAUUCAGUCUGCCUUUCUCUGAGGCCUACUUAUGGUGUUGCCAUAUGUAGUAUGGGACAGUUUAUCUUUUAAAUGAGCUUUUAAAAAUCAUUCAGAAGAGGAAAUAUUUGGUAAGUGCAGCUUUUCCCACCUCUGUAGCACAUUUGGAAGAAACUGCAACUUCUUAAUUUUUUUUUCUCUGAUUUAAAGAAAGAACAGCCGAAGUGCCCCAAACAUGGAAUCUGGCAGCUCUAUAGGUUUUGACAGAAUUUGAGAAAGGAUCUACCUGGUCCUUCUCUCACUGAAGAUGUAUCUGACAGGAAGAAAGCGGGGAUCAUAGUGUAUGUUCUAUCACAGAGGUUAGCUAGAUCAUGUUAGGAAAGGAAGCUCUAGAAAAUGCAUAAGAUAGAAAAGGAAGGGGGAAAAGUUAAAGGAAAAAAGAGGUACAGAAUACCUACCAAGACUCUUCCUUAUUUUAGGGCUACCAUACUACAACAAAGCACUAAGUAUAUUUGCAUCUCUUCAUUGCAUCUAGACAUUGUCCAGAUUUUUGCACCUCAGAUCUGAUGAUGUCACCUCUUUGAGGUAGGUCAAGUCAAGAAACAGCAUGGCAGGGAUUCCAAAAAUGUUCUUUAUUACUGUAGAAUAGAAUAAUAGAAUCUUGAAAAUUUGUGAGGGGUUCUUUCUGUCCAAACGUAUGCCAAACAAAAUCAAGGUGGAGUUACUUUGAGUUUCUUUCUUUUCUCUUUCUCGGGACUAUGUAAGCUUUUCUGAAAGUCCCCCUUAAUUGGUUUGCUAAUUUCCAAGGCCAGGUCUCCAUUCCUUUACUGGUACCCUGCCUUGUUUAUGGCCUUAAAGAAAUAUUGAAAAAUUUAUCCCAGAAGCUAGAAUCUUAUGUGAAAGGAGUUCCUUUGACUUUACUAGUGAGUAAGAAACUGAUGUUGGCAAAUUCCUACUGCCAGGUGAAGACAUGUCUUAUAUGUCUUGUAUAAUCUUAGCAAAAACUAAGAAAAGGAGAAAAAUAAAGAGAUUAAAAUAUCUAUUAAACAUUCUUAGUUAGACAGAUGAAAAAUGAGCUUCCUAUCUCUAUACUUUGCUGCUAGGUUUGGAUGCUACAGUAAAUUCUCCAAAUUGCUCACUUCAGAAAUAACUUUCUAUAUUUGACCAGGAUGGGAACAUAAACUCUGCAAGGCAACUUUACAAUCUGAAGGUCCUCCAGGUGGCCAUUGUUAAACAGUCUGAGAGUAAAAGUUGACAUAUCUGGAGGUCAUACAAUUGAAGAAAACUUUGUGGGGCAGUAGUGAUACUAGCUUUCCUUUUCAAGUAUCUGAUUUCUUCCUCAUAAAUCAUGUCAUUGCUUCUCCUACUGCCUAACAGCCCAAAAAAGAACAUCUUCCCUUCCUCACCCCCAAUCCCUCUUAGAUUUCAGGCAUACCACAGCAACCAUCUAAAUAACCCACAGCAACCAUCUAAAUAACCAUGAAACUUGUUAAGAACAUCUGGUGCCACAGCAGCUGAGGGAUCAAGAGUAUAGCAUCUAAUAAGGUCUUGGGUCAAAAUAGAGAUGUGGUUAUAUCGCUGGUGGCAUUAAGUUAGCUUUAAGAUGCAGAUCAAGCUUCAGACAAAAAUAUAUGGAAUUAAUUCUCUGUGGUUUUGCAAUAUCUGAGCCUUUUGUGUUGCCUUGAAAGAAGAUUGGGGGUUAAAUAAACCUGACCCAGCCAUUAUAUCCAGUUAGGUUUAGGUUUCUGCUUGAUUUUUCCUGCUCAUGCUGGUGGUGCUUCAAACUCAAAGAGCCUUCACACCCAUAGCUACUCUGUACCUGCUGGGAUCUAUAUAGGGUCAGAGAAAAACCUCUACCCACCCAGUUUAAUGCUGCUUCCUCCUAAGUUUAUUCUCUUAGAUAGAAAAAUGGAGUCCCACUCAGGGUAGGAUGAGGAGCAAUAUAUGAAACAGUGAGACAAUAGCAGGAUCAGUUCUUCCCCAGGCAUUAGCUGAUAACUCAUUCAAUACAAUCCCAAAAUAACUGGGCAAGAACAAGUUGAAAAAAAUACUGAGACACAGUAUUGUUAGUAAUCAGUAUGGGGUCUCCCAUUCAGUACUGAGUGUCUAAAUCUGCAACUAUAGCCCAAGCCUCAGCUUGCCCAUCAACAAUGAAAGAGUUGGGAGGAGUUAAAUAAGCUAAUACCCAAAGCCCAAGAAAUGAGUUAAAAACUGGUUUCCUGUACUCCAGCAUAAGCAGAGGACAGUAUUUUGAUUGAAAUCCCAAAAUCGUUAUCAAGGACUUUGCUACUGUGAUGUUCUUGAGUAUUUCUAAUAGAAUACCGUUGAAUGAAUAUUUGUGCAUAUGCGAAUGAGCAUAUAAAUGUGUAUGAGAUGAGAGAAGGAGAGAGAGACAGAGGGAGAGAGAGAGAGAAAAAAAAAAAAGAGGGAAGAUUGGGACUGGUGAAGGUUUUGUUUUUCUCCCAAGGGUAUUGCUUAUGUUCAUCUCAAACCAAUUCAACACAAAUCUCCAUUUUCUUUAUUUUAUUAUUUUUUUUCAGACUGUUAAAAAGAAAAAUUUUAAAAAGAGGAAAAAUUUAAAAAAAAUCCUGGUACAUGAAAUAAAGUUUUUUUUAAAAAAAAAA
Messenger RNA from Pantherophis guttatus, 6261 nucleotides. RefSeq names its product calcium voltage-gated channel auxiliary subunit gamma 2 (gene CACNG2). Lineage: Eukaryota; Metazoa; Chordata; Lepidosauria; Squamata; Colubridae. Gene Ontology annotation, cellular component: postsynaptic density membrane; voltage-gated calcium channel complex; AMPA glutamate receptor complex. The record is from RefSeq and is a predicted model, not a curated record. Gene Ontology annotation, biological process: calcium ion transmembrane transport; neurotransmitter receptor transport, postsynaptic endosome to lysosome; transmission of nerve impulse. Gene Ontology annotation, molecular function: channel regulator activity; voltage-gated calcium channel activity.